UUCCUCCUCCCUCUCCCGCCCUUUCGGUCACUGUCCGUACUCCGACAUAGGAGACUCAUCAUGGCAGCACCUGCGAAUACCGGCCCUCAGGAGCCUCUCUAUUCGCACAACGGGCAAGACCAGAGUCAGAAGUCUCCAUCGCCCCAGUCCCAGUCCUUGUCCCUGUCCCAGGCCCAGUCUCAGCAUCGUCGUGGAUACCAGGCCUGCGACCCGUGCCGAAAGCGCAAGGUGAAGUGCGACCUUGGCAGCGUGGAUAAUCCCCGUCCUCCUCCGUGUGUGCGAUGUCGCCGCGAAAGCAAACGUUGCGAGUUCUCCGCGACGAGGCGCAAGCGCAAGCCCUCGGACGCAGACGAGACGGAGGAUGCCCUUCGUCGCGAUAAGCGGAUGAUGGUCGGAGAGGUCAUCUCCAGCCACGGCUCAAACAACAGCGAUGGUUCGCCGUAUAUACCCUCACUGGAGCAUGCGUCCUCUUCGGUUGCUACUGCUGCUGCUGCCACUACUGCUGCUGCGGCACGUACGGCGCUAGACAACAACAAUCACACCCCCGGCCAUCCGCGACUCAAGUGGUCGGAAAGCUCACCUACGGCUGGUCAAUUACCACCACCAUCGGUCGGCAGCCACCAUCAGCGUUACACUACUACCACCCCCACCACUUCCACCACCAAUCCGACCUCCACCUCCACCAAUAAACCCCAGUCCACGCCCGCAGCAGCGCUUUUUGCGGAUGCGCGGAGUAACCGUCUGUCGGUCUUCUCGGCCGCGGAGAGGAGCCAUGCGCCCAGUUUUAGCCUCGAGGGCGGCCAGCCCAUGAUGAACCGCACCGCCGUCGAGCUGCUGUCGCCGGCCAUCAGCAACAGUCACGACGCCCUGCACCUCCUGUCCGAAGCCGCUGGGCGCACCGAAGACCUCAAUCGCCAGAGUCUGGAGAAUCGAUACGGAGCGCGCCAGUCGGUUUCCUCGUUUAACUCCCCCAUGUCUCCGCUCACCCAGGCGGGCACUCCGCGCAGUGCGGGCGGAUCGUUUUCGAGACCCCAGCGGUCCGGCACCGUCCCCGUUGGGGGUGGUUAUUACCAGGCUGGUGGCGCCGGGGCGAUGGAAGGUGCGCAGCAUCCGGAUGGGCGUGGGCAGGCGGACGCGACGGAGAAUGCGCCGGACCCCGGGUUCGUAGAUGCGGUCCGGGCAUGGUCGCGAUUGCGCUUCGUUCGGGCCGGCUGGCUGUCGGUGGAAGAGGCUAUGGCCUACGUCGCAUACUACUACGAACACCUUGCUCCCUUGAGUCCGAUCGUGAUCCCGGACUUCUCGCACCCGUCGACGCAUCGGAGUCUGCUUACGGAUGAGCCGGUUCUGGCGGUGGCGAUCUUGACGACCGCGUCGCGACAUAUGAAGCCGAAAGGCGACGGGGCUUAUACACGGGCGUUCUACAUCCACGAUCGGCUUUGGUCGUAUCUCCGCGGUAUGAUCGAGCGUCUCUUCUGGGGCCAGGAGAAAUUUGACAAUAACGGCAUGGGGAUCAGCCGGCCGAGGUCGUUCGACCUUGCGCCUACUUCUGCCAAGGGGAACCACAAGGGGAAUCUGCGGUCGCUCGGUACCAUCGAAGCGCUGCUGAUCCUGACCGACUGGCAUCCUCGAAAUCUCCAUUUCCCCCCGGGUGACGACGAGAACGCUCUCCUGGAUCUGGAUGCUCACACGCAGAGUCGAUACGAGCGCGAGCUGGAAACGGAUACGGAGAACACGGCGAAUCGUGCCCCCAACAACGCUGCGGAGGGUCGGCUCGCCUUCCAGAAAUGGCUCGAACCCGCCUGGCGGUCGGAUCGCAUGGCUUGGAUGCUGCUGAGUACCGCGCAGGCGCUGGCCUUCGAGCUUGGAGUCUUCGAUCAGAAGAACGACGCCAAAGCUGCCGUCGAACCUUUAUCCGAGCAGACCCGCAAACGCCGACUCCGCCGUCUGAUCCUCGUCUACAUCACGCAGAGCAGUGGCCGCUUGGGAAUCCCGUCUAUGCUACCCCUUCCGCAGUGGACCAGUGACAUUCAACCGACUCCCGUGACGGGCGCGAAGGGCAGUGAUACCAUCGUCGAUCGCAUGCAUGACUGCUGGAUCGGCAUCUCCAAGAUCAUGUAUCAGAGCAAUCAGCUGCUUUUCGCGUCGAACGAGCAGACCUCGGAGCUUAUCCGGAGUGGACGGUACCGGGAUCAGAUCGAUCGGUUCCAGCCUUUCUUGAGGGAAUGGCGACAUAACAUCGAUACCAUUGAUUUGGCGCCCCCUAUGAGGAACAUCCUGAUGAUUGAAUAUGAGUAUACCCGGCUCUACGUCAACUCCCUGGCGCUCCAGGCGGUGGUGGAUCGGUGGACGACGAUGACGAACGAAGCGGCCCAGAGCCAGAUGUCACGACCGACUGCGGGCCCGUCGGCGAGCGGUGUUGGGUUUCACGUGCUCAUGGAGCUGUAUCGGGUCAACGAGCCCUACAUUCAAGAGGUGGUCGAUGCAUCGCGCAAGAUUUUGCAGACGGUGCUGGAGGUGCUUGUCCCCGGGGACCAUCUCAAGCACGCCCCGGUGCGGACGUGUUUCCGCAUUCUGUCGGGGAUGAUCUUCAUUCUCAAGACCUUCACUCUGGGUGCCAAGGAGGAUGAUGUGCGUGUGUCCCUGGACCUCCAGGACCGCACCAUCGAGGCGCUGCGGACGUGCGUGGUGGACGACGUGCACCUCAACCAUGCCAUUGCGCGACUGCUAGAGUUGCUGACGACCAGUAUCCGCACACGCUUCCUCCGGUUCGCGCCGCUGGACCGCGGUGGGGACGGGGAGCAGGAGCGGCCGUCGGCGCCGGUGUCACGACACCAGUCGCCGCGGCCGCGCGACGGAGCCCCGGGCCGUCGCGAGGGGUCCAGUCACACCUGGACGCCGGCGCAGCAGACCACGCCGGCGCAGAACCUGGGGUAUGUCGACGGGACGAGCCAGACGGGGACCAGCAUGAGUUCCUCGGUGCAUGACCCCCUGGCGGCGAUUCCGGCGCAGUCGAUCAACUCCUCGCACAUCAACGUCUCGUUCAUGCCCCCUCCGCCGUCCAUGUACCACAACUACUACGACCCCAGCGCGACCCCGCCUGCAGGGGAGAUGGAAGGGGGAGUAGCUGCUGCCUCGACGACGACCAACAACAACAAUCACAGCCACAACAACAACAACGUCACGGCGUCGCAGUCGAUGCCCGACAACAACCCCAGCACCUCCGGCGGACUCCCGGACUGGUUCGCGCUCCCGCUGGAUCAGUUCUUCAACAGCUCCACCGCGGUGGUGGACCAGGGGCUGGGCGGCACGGGACCGAUGGUGGGGGAAUUCGACAUGUUGGAGGUUUUGCUCAAUGAACAGUAUGACGGCGUUGGGGUUGGACCCGAGGGGGGUGAUGCUGCCGCGGCCGCGGCCGCGGCCGCCAACCUCCCCUCGCAGUUUUUGUCCUCGUGAGAUACGAAGUAUUUUUGGGGGGGAGUGUAAUUAUGAGAUAAGAUGCAGAGCCGAGGGGUAUGACUGUACGAAUUACGAUAUUAUAGUUUUUGUGUGUAUGUGUGUGUAUGUGUGUGUAUCUCGAUUAGCUAGUUAGCUAGGUCUGUCUGGG
This is a messenger RNA of Aspergillus japonicus CBS 114.51, 3604 nucleotides long. RefSeq names its product Zn(II)2Cys6 transcription factor domain-containing protein. The coding region runs from base 61 to 3453 and encodes 1130 amino acids. Gene Ontology annotation, biological process: positive regulation of transcription by RNA polymerase II; aromatic amino acid catabolic process. The transcript is spliced from 6 exons. Lineage: Eukaryota; Fungi; Ascomycota; Eurotiomycetes; Eurotiales; Aspergillaceae. Gene Ontology annotation, cellular component: nucleus. Gene Ontology annotation, molecular function: DNA-binding transcription factor activity, RNA polymerase II-specific; zinc ion binding. The record is from RefSeq and is a predicted model, not a curated record.